Acanthopagrus latus (yellowfin seabream) is the source of this 7873-nucleotide messenger RNA. Its product is annotated as zinc finger protein ZIC 5-like. The record is from RefSeq and is a predicted model, not a curated record. Gene Ontology annotation, biological process: regulation of transcription by RNA polymerase II; central nervous system development. The transcript is spliced from 2 exons. Gene Ontology annotation, cellular component: nucleus. NCBI's taxonomy places the organism in Eukaryota, Metazoa, Chordata, Actinopteri, Spariformes, Sparidae. Gene Ontology annotation, molecular function: DNA-binding transcription factor activity, RNA polymerase II-specific; RNA polymerase II cis-regulatory region sequence-specific DNA binding. The coding region runs from base 3085 to 4239 and encodes 384 amino acids.
CUUUGACAUUACAUUUGUUAAGUAAAGUUAAUUUUCCCUCCAGCUCCAGUCAGCAAUCACCUUUACAGAACAUAAACACCCACCAAUGGAGGCAUGUGGUAAGGUUGAUGAAUCCACAUUUUAAUCCCAAAAGACAGAAUCUGAUGUGUCUGAUUCUGCACCCAUCUAUGGCCAGGCCUCCAUACACAACACUUGGGGAAGGUCUUCUGUUUUGUUUUGAUACAGAGACCCCUUGCAGUAGACAUACACAUUGUGCAUUGCAGGCUAACUAAUGCUACCAGCACAAAGUAGUUAGGUACCCGCUCAGUUUACAUUACAGACAUGAUUUUUUAAAAGCAUUGCUGCAAUAUAUUCUAAAACACAGGCUACAGGAUGUUGGGUGGGACUCUGGCUCUCUGUAGUAAUUUCACCUUUUCUUAACGAUGUUCCGCAAGUACUGCAAACUAAGGAGUUGUAGUAUUGAUAGGACGUGUUUUGUUAGGUCUCUGGAACACAGCAACCUUCCUCUUCUUGUUCCAGUUUUUUCACAGGCGGUUACAUGAAUCUCUGUGUACUGAGCUCACCUGUUCAUAAUUCUUCAUACAGAUAUUUUAUGAGAUGUGUUUUGGUUCCAUCACAAGAAAUCCCUAUCUCAGAAUAUGACCUAAAAACAAUCUAUCAUUACAAUAUGAAUCAUUAUUGUGUCAUCACAACAAAGGCAGUCACAGGUCUUUACUUGAUGAACUGUAUUUGGCUCUCAUUGAGAUCAAACCUUCUGUGCUCUCUUGACCCCUUCCCCAGCUGGCAUAAAUCUAGAGGUCAUCCUGGAGUGAAAUGCAUUUUUCUUUUUCAAAUCAUAAGAUGUUAAUGUACCACAUGUGAAAACGGGCUUAAAAACACAGAUAUUUAGUCAUCAUUGAGUGUGUGAAUUCAGAAUUUGUGAAAUUUGAAAGAUGUGGAUUUAAUUGAAUGUAUUUUGUGUUAAAGCAACAAAAAGCUAUCAACAUGUUUCCAUAGAAAUUUGUGUUAACAACUGUGAAAAAAACAGCAACAGAUGGAAGCUCCUGUAAAUUCUGAGCCUUUGACUUAGUUCGAGAAACUCAUUGUCCCACACAAUCUAACAGCACACAUGACGUUCUGCAACAAGUCGGGAAUAAACAGGUUUCUCUUUCCUCUAGUAAAAGCAUGUGAGAACUGACAAACUCGCACUGAUUUUUAUUUUCAGCUCAUAUCAUUUGGUUUGCUCUUGCUGUCAGCUUUUGGUACCAGGUUUCGAAAGUGAGUCAGUGAAGCAGGUUGUGUAUCGCAGGCUUUACAUUCACCAUUAAAAUGUUACACUGUCUGAAAGAUUUAUUGUAAAUAACUUUUUUUCUAAUAUAAAAAGAUGGUGGAACAAGUGGAACAAAUGAGAAAUAUUCAUUCAUUCAUUACCAUGGAAAUAUUCUUCUAAUAUUCAUGUGUUUCGUGGUUUUUCAGGGUUUUGGUGUUAUCAGGUUAGCUGAAAAGCUGUUGCUCUGUCUCAUCUGAAUGAUCUGCUCUUUCCUUUGUUUUGGUACUCAUCAGGCUAACAGUUUGUCAAAAAAAAAAAAAAAAAAGAGGCCAUCUUAAAACCCUUCCAGUGUUGCAAGGGCCUUUAUCACUAUCCCUUUUUUGGUAGGCUUCAGAUGUAUACAGCUGAAGGAACACACACAUGUACCGUGAGUGAAGCAGGUUGUGCUAGCUCAUAGGUAUAAAAGGAGUGGAAAGAUGCACAUGGGUGACUAAUGCAGUUGUAUGUUGUUGUAUUUUUUGUUCCACAAAUCAGUAUUUCAGGACAUUGUCUUCGACAGGAUAAAGUUGGAUGACUUGGUUGGUAGGGGAGGAGUUACAUAUCAGAGGUCAGCACUUGAAUAUAAAGGCUAUUAGAUUUUCUGCUUCUCCUGUAGACACACUAUUCAGAUAAGAGACUGAUUUAAUUUAUGACUACAAGUGAGACAUACUGAAGCAAAAACUGACAGACUGUAGUACUAAAAACUACACAUCUGUGCAGAACAUCACAAUUCAAAGCAGCUGCUCUGUAGAUCAUUUGGCUACUAUGAUUAGUAGACUUAGUACAAGGACUACUAGUACUAGAAGAAGUAGUAUUAAUAAAUGUAUUAUAGUAUUUUUGCCUACUUUCAACCUCUGUGGUUUAGUGCUAAGAGCAGCGUUUACUCAAACAAUUAAUUUUGGUGUUUGAUGAAAUGACAACCAGUCGUCUAACCUAAACGUCUUUGCAUCCAAAUAUUUUUCACCAAAUGGGCAUAUGUCAGCAUAUGCAUUGUGGCAGUACUGUAGGGAUGACUGUAUAUAUGACCUUGACAAAAUAAUAACAAAAUGACAUUUUUGGUAAAUAAUCAUCAGUAAUGUGGAUAUGACUACUAAGUGUGUAAAGACAAGGAUUAGUACAAGUAGAACAGUCUGGUAAGUUCAGAAAAAAGUCUACUGUAAUGCAGCCCUAUAUAUCGUGAUAUGAUUUAUGUCACAUCAUGACAUGAUGAUAUCCAAAAUCUAAGACGAUAUACUGUCCCUUUUCAUGAUAACAAUAUAAUAACAAUAUACAGUGUCUUCUAUACCCAGUGAUUCUGAAAACGUGCACCAUUUCAAUUCCUGUCAUGCAAAUAGGUUGCUAGCCUUUACAUUUUACAUUUAGUUUUUAUAAUUUGUUAUUACAACAAAAAAAUCCAUGAAAUGUGUGUGUAUGGCCUUAUCACUGAAGGUGGAUUUGAUUUAACCUUAACUAACUUUCUAGGUCUGAUCAAAUGGAAAAAGGGAUGAAGAAAGGAGGGGAGAAGGAAAGGAGACAAGGAGGCUGCGACACAGUGUUGUGUCGCGGCCCGCUGUAUUCCUUCGCCUGUGUUCACCUCCAUUCACACAGUAAAUAAAAGCAUGGAGGCUUCGACUCUCGGGAUCUAGCAGCAAGCAGCGGGGGGUAAAGACACUGCCGCAUGCGCUCUCCCUUUCACCAAACCCCACAGGAAGGAAGCAGGACAGCGUCAAUCUCUUUGCCACCUGGACUGAAGUCAUUUUCCGAGGAAGAGAGGACUGAAGUCGGCGACAGGAGCGGGGCAGCCCGCCGUGCUGAGCAUGAAGCGGGCGGCUGUAGUGGCCAGGCACAAUGGCCUCGUCUCUCCGCUGGGGAACAACAACUCUGGGGCUUCGAGCAUCGUCUCACCGCCCCACUCGAGAGCCAUUAGUAUCCCCGCUUGUACCGACAGCGGUGCCGGCGCUGGAAUGGACGGCCUGCUGGAUUUCUCCAAAGGCCCCACCGUCAAAACCGAGCUCGUCUGCAAAUGGAUUGACCGAACUUCUUCGAGACAGAGGCUUGGGCGGACGGCGACAUCCGUCUGCGACCAAACUUUCAGCUCUAUGCACGAGCUGGUGGACCACGUCACCACCGAGCAUGUUGCAGCGGGGCUGGAGAGCCUCAGUCAUGUCUGCAUGUGGGACGAGUGUAUGCGCGGCGGGAAGGCGUUCAAAGCCAAAUACAAACUCAUCAACCACAUCCGCGUGCACACCGGGGAGAAGCCUUUUUCAUGCGCAUUUCCCAACUGCGGCAAGAUGUUCGCACGCUCCGAGAACCUCAAGAUCCACACGCGCACGCACACUGGCGAGAAGCCAUUCCAGUGUGAGUUCUGCGAGCGACGCUUUGCCAACAGCAGCGACCGGAAGAAGCACUCGCAGGUCCACACAGCCUCCAAGCCCUACGACUGCAAGGCCAUGGGCUGCACCAAAUCUUACACCCACCCAAGCUCCCUACGCAAACACAUGAAGGUUCACGUCAAAUCGUCACCUACCUCUGAACCCCAGGAUGCGUACGACGCCAUUGCUCAUCAACUCCAACAACCUCAUCAGGCUCUUAUUGAGCCCCUAGACCUUAAAAUAAACCGCCACUCUCCAUCACCUGCCAACAAAAUUGCUAAUUUUCCUCAUUUGUCCAGUCACGGGUUGGAUAUCAGCUCAGCCAGCGAAGUGGACCAUAAGCUGCUGCUGCGGAGUUCGUCUCCGAUGACGAUGCCUCUGGAUCUCUCUCUGUCAGGCCUGAAGAGUCAGCUGGCCCAGAAGCAGCAGAGCGGCAGGACCCCGCGGAGGAGCCAGCGCUCAGUCAACCCAGCCUUACCUCAGUUAUCUAACAUUAAGGAGUGGUAUGUGUGUACCAGGACUACAGCACCACACUUUCCUCUACUCCACCCGGACCACAUCAAAUCAGAACCUAGUGAUGAUGAGGAGUACAUCACGUAGGAUGGAGGGUCUGGUGGAUUUGGACCCAGGUCAGGCCAGGAGAAGCUCUGUGGAAUCAUAGUUGCUGUAUUUUUCCAGAACCACCAGUUGUAUGGUUUGAUAUCAGUGGCCCUUCUAAGAUGGAGAAGGCUGUGAUAAGAGUGGAGGUUUCACUCCAUCUCAAAUACAGAAACUCAGCGUAGACAUUGUCACUGUCUGUGGACCAAAUGGGGCGGCUUACAUCUUCAGAAGGGACAAGAGGAACCAUCAAUACGGUUAUCAAACAAAAUGUUUGACCGAAAACUGCAAGUUAUCUAAACAGUGUUAGAUACCUAACUUGAACUAACAAAGGGAAAAUGUUGUACAAAUGGACCAGGGAAUGUUGGAGACAGCUCUGCCUGCUGUUGAAGAGUAUGAAGAUGGUGUGUGUACAUGAUGACCUUCUAGGGAGACACAUUAUUGACCCAUUUAUCUAAAAAGCUCCAUCUAGACAAAGCUAUUUCAAGGGCUAAACUGAUGGAAAGUGUUUAAUGAUGACCUGAGCUUACCAUAGCACUGUACAUCUGGUAACAUGGCAGGUCCAAAACAGCAGGCAUAUAGGGUGGAGGAAAUUGUGGGCCCAUUGAGGAGCAAUUUAAACAGAAUUUAAAAAUCAGUCAUUUUCUCCUCAUCCUCAUGCAGAUGGAAAGUUGGGUGAAGUUUUGUAGACCGCAAAACAUUUCUGGAGCUUCAACACAGAAUCAGUGUUGCAGCAUUCUCCUAUACAACUGAAGUAGAUGGGGACAUAGAUAUGGAACAACAACUAUGGAAAAAAAUAUAUAAAAUGACUCCAUACAGCUCACCUGGGAUCAUCCACGUCUUCAGAAGCUCCCACAACCCCAAGUUAAAUUGAAAAUAUUUUAUUUACACUGUUUUUUGAGCUGGAACUUUACUGUUGCUGCUAAGCUCAAAAGCAUUAGCAUGCACUCUGUCUGAAGUGGGUGCUUGAGCUCAACCAUGUGUUUAGGGUGUAAAUAACAUAUUUAACAUUAUUUGGGGUCUCUGGACUUUUAUUAGACCAGAAGAGCUGUAUGGAGUGUAUUUCACCUGACUUUCCAUCAGCAUCGAGAAGAUAAACACAGAAUUUUCAUUUUCGGGUGAAAUUAUCCUUUAAGUCCUCAGUAUGCUUUAAAUGAAAUAGUUUAUACAAUGUCUGCAAGCUAUAAAAGUAGUUGAAAACAGGCGAUUCUGCUGCGAGGAAUGUGUUUUCAGAUGCUGUCAGGCGAUUCGAUAAGCACUUUGUUUGAAGCAAACUAAGGCCUUUACUAACAAACCAUUAGUAGUAACUUGUUCAACAGUGUUUCAUCCCAUCUCACCCAACACAGCAGGCAGCAGUGAAGCUGCAGUGUGGAGACAGUGGGACUGCUCUUGUUUUGUACUCAUCAUCAAGCAUCUCCCUCGCCUCAUUGACUCUGUGGACCUUAAUCAUCUGCAUAUGUUUACAUUUCAUUUACAAUUUAGUUAUGACCCAAGGUUCCAAAAUGAUUAUAUAUGUCAAACCCAUAUCCGUUUAACAUGAAAAUGUGUAUUAAAUGAAGACGUCUAGUAUUGUUUUUCCCUUUGAUCAAAUGGUGCAGCCAUGAAAAGUGGCAUCUUGGAUUUAUUUCUCAGUGUGUUGCUUAAGCGAGGAAACAAGCAGAUUGUUUGUGUGAGAUUAAGGUACAACUGAAAGUAAUCAGUUUUAAGUUACUGUGUUGAGAAGACUUAAAAUGGUUAAUAAGUGAUGUUUACUAGUGCACACUAUCCAUCCACUCACAGGUCAUUUCAAGAUGGAUUUAAACCUGGGCAGGAAGAAACGGAAGAUUGUUUAUAAAUGUACAAUGACACAGGGCUUAAAUGCUAUUUUAAAGGAAGAUUGUGGUGCAGUACAAGCCAGAGGCCAGAUGUAUAAACGCAAAAAAAAGUGUAGUACUCCUUUUCCCAAACAUAAACUGGUAAAUAUAACGUGCGGUGCGGUGAGAAUGUGCGUACCUAAGCAUACACAUGGGUUUUAAGAGAUGGCUGCAGGUGAAAUGAUGAAAUAUAAAGUUAGAGAUGUAACCGUAGAGUGAAACACUGUGUUUAGGUUGUUUGCCAUCUUCACCGAUCGUGUCAUAAUUUUGCAGUCACACUUAGUUCUGUUAAAUGUUACUCAAAGGCGCUUUUAGAAACUUAAUCUUAAAGAAGAAACAGACCACUCUUCCCCUGCGAGGGCUAUCAGUCGGUAUCUUUGAUGGUGCUGCUGUUGCUGAGACAACCAGGUAAUUUACGUUUCCCUAAGAGUAAUAACACAGACAGAACAAGAGUUUAUUCAUUCAUUUAAUCUAAAGUGGAGCUGUAAAGGUAGAUAGAACUGGUACUAGGCUGCCAGCCUGGCUGGAUCACCAGGCAGCCUUCAUUUUCUGGGGAGAUUUCAUGGUAGACAAAACUGCACAGUGAAAGUGAAGUCUUGUGAACUAAUCUAAAUGCUGAUUAUGUCAUUAUUCUACAGCCAUUAAAGUGUGCCGUUAAUAUUUACGUUAGAAUAAGUCAAGCAAAAAAUGUAUUCUUUAUUGUUAAUUUAAAUAGUACAUCAUUUAGGAAAUUUCACUGACUCCAGAAUCAUAAAGCACUUUCAUUUUAUCAGCAUGAGCUCAAAAGAUUGAUCGCUGAUCAUCCUUCUGACGUUAGAUAAUGAUGACUGAGAUGUUACAACACUGAUGGAUUGCAGGUACAUGUGAUGAAUUAGUGUUAUUGGUGCUCUAAAUAGCCACAGCCCUCUGUAACGUCAUGGGUGAUGUCAUCUUUUCUGAAGCUGUCGGAGAACCUCACAGAUGAAACAGAGUCAGUUCAGCUGCGCUGUCUUCUGUCUUUUUUGCCUUCCAGUUGACAGGUCUAACGAGCGGUGGAACAUAAACACUUUAAACAGAUAUCUAGAUGUUUUUGCAUCCAAUUUCUGAUACUUGUUGGAGUGGAAAUGAAGCUCCUGCCUGUUUCCACAAUGAUUAAGAGUCAUUAGAGAUGUUCCUAUAACAUUAACUGAUACUGAUUCCGAUACUCUUUAUACCUGUAUCGACGGAUAAAGAGUAGUGUUUCACUACCAGUGUGUUUCACAGUAUAUAUUAUUUCAGUCAGCUUUGUACUAACCCUAUAUAGGUUUUCGUAAAGUACGUAUUUAUGGUUACACAGGUUGCUUGUUAUUCAUGGAUGCCUUGUGCUGUAAAAAAAAAUCUAUCAAGUUGCCUACAGUUUGCUGUCAAGUGACAGGGCCCCAUUUCCAAUAAAUACAGUUCUGUGGUAUCAGAUGGAUACAUAGACGUGUGUAUUCUCCAAUUAUGAUUAGAGAUUUUCAGGCGGUAUAACAGACAUUUCUGAUAUCGGUAUUGUUAACGGAACAACCCAAAGAGUCAUAACCUGUCAGACAUCACAUGAUCAUGUGAUCUUGCAAGUCCGGCUUGACUUCCAGACUGAGUGCAUAAUACUAAGAUAAUUCCCUUAUUGUUUAUUAAAGGGAAUUACCUAUUUCACUGAACUUGGGUUGUAGUUUUGUCCAUCGUUGUUAUUAGCAAUGAUAUAGCCCUUACCAAGUUGAUAGCUUGAGAACAUGCUGACCGAAAGGGUUUUUAACAAACCCACAUGUUAAACACACAUAGUUGGA